AUGGGAAACAAACAACCUUCAGAGAAAAUUCAAGAUCAAUCGACCAUAGAGACAUCAAUGGCAUCUGAAAACGAGUCUCCAGCUCUGCGCGUCGAAGCACCUGAUGAUCCGCUCCUAGAAACAGCUUCAGUGAAAAUUGAAAUCACAGAUGAUGGAAGAAUGGCGGCAAAGUUCUGUAGAGCUUUCGCGGAAAAUGCCCAGGAAAGCAAGCAUUCUCGCCUUCACGAAGAAAUCAAGCGAAAACAACAAGAAAGUGCUCCUCUUUCUGGACGAAGUUCAAGAGUUUCUUCGGAUCAAUGUGGAGCUACCUCUUGCUCAAAUAGAGUAUCAGUCGGAACGAAGUCGAAUUCAAUCAUUCAAAUCAACCCGCCAGAGCUUUCUUUAUUCCAGCAUAUCAGCAAAUCAAAGUGCCUUUAUUCCUUACUUCUUCUACUUUUAUUCCCUCCCACUGGAGCCAUCGCCCUGUACUGGUCGAUAAAAUCAAUUCGCUACUCGAAGGAGAACAAAAAACAUUUGGCUUUGGACAAGGCCGACCUGGCUUGCAUAAUUAACAUUGUUGGUGCUUGGAAUGUUUGA
Oikopleura dioica is the source of this 576-nucleotide messenger RNA. Lineage: Eukaryota; Metazoa; Chordata; Appendicularia; Copelata; Oikopleuridae. The record is from the annotation of a GenBank genome assembly.